Messenger RNA from Letharia columbiana, 321 nucleotides. RefSeq lists its product as uncharacterized. The record is from RefSeq and is a predicted model, not a curated record. Bases 1 to 321 code for a protein of 106 amino acids. The transcript has a single exon. NCBI's taxonomy places the organism in Eukaryota, Fungi, Ascomycota, Lecanoromycetes, Lecanorales, Parmeliaceae.
AUGAGAGGGCAAAGAUCAAUUGUGAAGACGUCGGUACGAUUACCUCGAAAUUAUGUGUACGGCGACUCUGACGAACAGACAUUCUCACCUAAGAAUUUUGAAGGUCGACUUGCUGCCAAAUCUGGAGCCCUUCUGUCUCAGGACUACUUGAAUUCAUGGAGUUGGGCAGAUAUCGACCGCCUGGAACGUGGAGCGCCAAGUAAUAGCAUACUGGAUGUCUGCGUUGGACACGGCGGUAGUCACUCAUUGUCUAUACAUAUCAACAAAUCCGGCAACAAAAGUGUCAUCGUCGGCAAACAAUGUUUGGACGGACAGAAUUAA